AUGCUGACACUAUCUGACUACGUCGAGUGUUGCGACGAUAUACCCAGCGCCUUUUUGGCAGCUACACAUCCCGACAAAUACCCACGAGCGUGCCUGGACGACGAUACCUAUAUACCCAAUCGUCCUAGCGAGUGGCCUACAACGCCGACUCGGCGGUCGUAG
This is a messenger RNA of Postia placenta MAD-698-R-SB12, 162 nucleotides long. RefSeq lists its product as hypothetical. NCBI's taxonomy places the organism in Eukaryota, Fungi, Basidiomycota, Agaricomycetes, Polyporales, Adustoporiaceae. The record is from RefSeq and is a predicted model, not a curated record. Bases 1 to 162 code for a protein of 53 amino acids. The transcript has 3 exons.